Messenger RNA from Pseudomassariella vexata, 681 nucleotides. RefSeq lists its product as uncharacterized. The transcript is spliced from 5 exons. Lineage: Eukaryota; Fungi; Ascomycota; Sordariomycetes; Amphisphaeriales; Pseudomassariaceae. The record is from RefSeq and is a predicted model, not a curated record. The coding region runs from base 1 to 681 and encodes 226 amino acids.
AUGAUUCCCACUCUUGUCAAUACUGAAUCUGCCGAAAUCCGCGACUACUUCAACCUCUGCAAGAAGGACUUCGUUCUCAGCGUUCCUGCCGUCUGUUCUCACAGAAGCACCGUUGAGGCUAUCCAGAAGGCUGGGAUUCACCCAGUUUUGGUGAUCAAGGAGCUCGAGGCUGCGGCGCUCAAGCUAAUUAUAUCCGGGUCAUAUAGCCCCAUGAUGCUUGGGUUUCCAUUGCCAAGAGACGAGGCUACUAUGAUCUCCACCAGACGGACCGGCACUACGGUGUCAGCACCUGGAGAGUUCCACAAGGUGGACAUUGACUGCAAGUUUCACAAAAUAAUAGGUCACGAGUUGAAGCGAAGCGAACCUGUCAAGUUCCGGUUCCACCGUACGUUGGCUUUUAAGCACGAAUCCGACGAUCUCAUAUUCUACGACGACCUCGUCUACUCGGACACCCGUAUUGCCCCCGUGUAUCCCGGCUGUGACGUGAAGGUCUGCUGCACCCUCAUGGGAGAUAUUCAGUUGGUAGACCAAUCGUUAUUUAAGAAGCGGACCGAUAUCGAUGGCAAAAUUUACCUCGAUUUCCGCUUUUAUUUCGCCGUCUCGACCGGCACGGCCAACCUGAAGUUUUUCCUUGAGGUGGAUGGGAAGAAGAUGGGCAGCGUUGAGGCCACCUACGAGUAG